AUGUCUUACGAUGUACUACAACGUUCAAACCCAUCGGAAUACCUUCUAGAACUCAUCGUACCGCACGUCCCCAACCCCAUCGGGGGCACCAGAAGAUUCGUCGAUAUCCUCAGUUACUGUUCUAUCACGUUGGCCGCCAUUAAACAGAUUUGUACCGCCCCCUCCACAGUGACGGCUGCGACAACUGUUAACCUGAAGAGGAACAACACCGCCGUUGCUCGUCUUCACGGAAUAACCACUCCACAGUCGUCGUCAGUUCAGGCCCCUGAGAUUGAGGAAAUCGCCACCGUCUGCGACACCGCAAUGUCACCAGUUAAUUUGUCGUCGUCAGUGACUACCUCAUCCCAGACCACCUUUAAGUCAUCAGCCGCGUCAACUCAAACUGCAAUACCCACACCAGUGCCGUCAACUAGCGCCCGGUCAACAUCACCGGAUUCGGGCCGAACGGAAAGGUGUCCUCGAAGAAGUCCGUCGUACCACCACGUCCCUGUUCGAUUGGAGGAACGCCGACGUCGCCCAUCUCCCAGUCCCUUUGGUAGUCGUCAGUCCGUGCCAAUCGACCGUUCGAACGUCAGAUGUUGCUUCUGCCAUCAGAACCACUACUCUGCAGACUGUAACGUCGUCACGGAGCUUACCGAUAGAGCAUUGAGAGAAGUCAACGAAGGACGAUGUCUUAAUUGCCUCUACCUCCAUGCCCCAGUCUACUGUCGCCGCGACGCCAAAUCCCGAUUCUGUGGUGAGAAGAACCAUCACCCCGUAGUCUGCCCUAGAAACCUCUAUCUGAUGAGAGGCCUUGACAUGGACUACGAUGCCUUCUUCAAGAACAUCCCGUCGUCAUCAGUACCGGUCGUCAUCAGUCCGUUGUCUUCAGUAUCCUGCCGUCAGCCGUCAGCAUAUCGCCGUCAGCACAAUAACAUCAAUUCCUUGCCGUCAUCAGUUUAUCGCCGUCAGUAUCAGCCAUCAAUUCGCCGUCAUCAGUACUAUGCCGAAGAAACUGACCUCCCUGCCGAAUUGGCUAAGCGAGGAUCGCAAUCUCUCCAUCACACUUGUACCGACCCUUGGUGCGGAGGACCCCUAGUAGGAAAUUUCCUUCGAAUCGUUUAUCCGCUAAAGUCAACAUCAGUCGCCAACACCAAUCGUCAGUCAAUCUACGAUCGUGCAGCAGCAGUCAACGCCGUUAUCCUCCGCAGUGUCCAAUUCCAUCCGGCACCACCGCAGUUGAUGGAGUCAGUUGUGAUCAAUGUGAACAUGUUUUUAUAG
Messenger RNA from Haemonchus placei, 1260 nucleotides. The record is from the annotation of a GenBank genome assembly. Lineage: Eukaryota; Metazoa; Nematoda; Chromadorea; Rhabditida; Trichostrongylidae.